CCUCCAUCACUUUGCAUCACUACAUCUCGCAUUGCUAGCUCUUACUACUACUUCUAGUUCUUGAUUUCCCCCUUGUGUGAUUGAGAGAAUAUUAGCAAUGGCCUCCUCAAAGGUCAUUCUUCUCCUCGGCCUCGCCUUCCUCGCGGUCGUUCUCAUCUCAUCUAAGGCGGUCUAUGCUCGUGAUCUUGCUGAAACCACCCAGACUGACGACUUUGGUGGACAUGGUGGAUAUGGCGGGGGCAAAGGCUAUGGUGGUGGGCGCGGUGGCGGUGGGCACGGUGGUGGCGGGCACGGCGGGCACCCUGGCCAUGGUGCAGUGGAGGAAACCGAAGGCUAUGGCGGCGGACACGGUGGCGGUGGUGGCUAUGGCGGUGGACACGGUGGCGGUGGGCACGGCGGCGGUGGCUAUGGCGGUGGUGGCUAUGGUGGCGGACACGGUGGCGGUGGUGGCUAUGGCGGUGGACACGGUGGUGGUGGGCACGGCGGCGGUGGCUAUGGCGGUGGUGGCUAUGGCGGUGGACACGGUGGCGGUGGGCAUGGUGGCGGUGGGCACGGCGGGCACCCUAGCCACGGUGCAGCGGAGGAAACCGAAGCCGGGAACUAA
Messenger RNA from Punica granatum (pomegranate), 604 nucleotides. Lineage: Eukaryota; Viridiplantae; Streptophyta; Magnoliopsida; Myrtales; Lythraceae. The record is from RefSeq and is a predicted model, not a curated record.